This is a messenger RNA of Pelodiscus sinensis (Chinese soft-shelled turtle), 4225 nucleotides long. It is a transcript of the gene IKZF1, whose product is annotated as IKAROS family zinc finger 1. Gene Ontology annotation, biological process: regulation of transcription by RNA polymerase II. The record is from RefSeq and is a predicted model, not a curated record. Gene Ontology annotation, molecular function: DNA-binding transcription factor activity; RNA polymerase II cis-regulatory region sequence-specific DNA binding. NCBI's taxonomy places the organism in Eukaryota, Metazoa, Chordata, Testudines, Trionychidae.
GGAAGCGAGAUGCCCGCUGGAGGUGGCCGGCUGCCGACAUGCUGCAUUGGAAUGAGGAAGUGGAGUGGGGAGGGGAGGGACUGAGCGCGGAGCUGCCUCCUGCCGCGGCUCUGCUGCGAGGAGGCGCCGCGGCACAUGGAGCAGGAGAGGACUGGAAGAGCUGUCUGCAGCCAGCCCCGGCCAGAGCAGAUUACUUGAGGAAAAUGGAAACAGAUGAGGCUCAAGAUAUGUCCCAGGUUUCAGGAAAGGAAAGUCCUCCAAUAAGUGAUGUCCCAGAUGAUGCAGAUGAGCCCAUGCCUGUACCAGAAGACCUUUCAACCAGUACAGGAGGACAACAGAAGAAUGAUAGAGCUUUGGCCAGUAAUAUUAAAAUAGAGACUCAGAGUGAUGAAGAGAAUGGGCGUGCCUGUGAAAUGAAUGGGGAAGAAUGUGCAGAGGAUUUACGAAUGCUUGAUGCCUCUGGAGAGAAAAUGAAUGGCUCACACAAUGGCCCAGGCAGCAAAGCUAUGUCAGGAGUUGGAGGCAUUCGACUUCCUAACGGAAAGCUAAAAUGUGAUAUCUGUGGGAUAAUUUGCAUCGGUCCCAAUGUGCUCAUGGUUCACAAACGAAGCCACACUGGGGAACGCCCUUUCCACUGCAGUCAGUGUGGAGCCUCGUUUACUCAGAAAGGCAAUCUCCUUCGCCACAUAAAGUUGCAUUCGGGCGAAAAACCCUUCAAAUGUCACUUGUGCAACUAUGCCUGCCGACGCAGGGAUGCCCUCACGGGCCACCUGAGGACUCAUUCUGUUGGCAAACCUCACAAAUGUGGAUACUGUGGCCGAAGCUAUAAACAGCGCAGCUCUUUAGAAGAACAUAAGGAACGCUGCCACAAUUAUUUGCAAACCAUGAGCCUUUCAGGCAGCUUGUAUCCAGUCAUAAAAGAGGAAACUAACCAGAGUGAAAUGGCUGAAGACUUGUGCAAGAUAGGGUCAGAGAGAUCGCUCGUGCUGGAUAGACUAGCAAGUAACGUCGCCAAACGUAAGAGCUCUAUGCCUCAGAAAUUUGUUGGUGAGAAAUGCUUGUCUGAUGUACCAUACGAUGCUACCACUAAUUAUGAGAAGGAAAGCGAGAUGAUGCAGACUCAUGUUAUAGACCAGGCCAUUAACAAUGCCAUCAGCUACCUAGGGGCAGAAUCUUUGCGUCCCCUUGUGCAGACACCUCCCGGCAGCUCCGAAGUCGCACCUCCUAUCAGUUCCAUGUAUCAGCUCCACAAACCUCUUGGGGACAAUCACGCUCGUUCCAAUCAUACAGCUCAGGAUACUGCAGUGGAAAACUUGUUACUGCUUUCCAAAGCCAAAUCCAUCUCCUCAGAAAGGGAUGCCUCCCCCAGCAACAGCUGCCAAGACUCAACAGAUACAGAGAGUAAUAAUGAGGAGCGCAGUGGUUUAAUUUACCUGACGAAUCACAUCGUUCCCCAUGCAAGAAAUGGCCUGUCUAUAAAAGAAGAACAGAGGCAAUAUGAUGUCCUGAGGGCAGGUACUGACAAUUCCCAUGAUGCUUUCAAAGUGAUCACCAGCAAUGGAGAGCAAGUAAAAGUUUACAAGUGCGAACACUGUCGAGUCCUUUUCUUGGAUCAUGUGAUGUACACCAUCCACAUGGGCUGUCAUGGGUUCCGUGAUCCUUUUGAAUGCAACAUGUGUGGCUACCACAGCCAGGACAGAUACGAAUUCUCUUCUCACAUAACACGAGGGGAGCACCGUUUCCACAUGAGUUAAAACCCCAUUCCCACACAGAUUCAACCUUAUUAGCUGUAAUACUGAUACUGAAGCUGUAUGAAAGACAAGGACAAAACACACCAGUUUGCUGGACGGCAAAGGCAUCCAGAAAAGAAAAUUAGAAGACCUGGCCCAGGAUUUUUCUCUUCUUGGUAGCAUGCAUUGCAACUCAGUUUUAUAAAACAAAUAUUGAUGUUUUUAUUACAAAUAUUUGGAUCACCAAACCUUUAGUAAGUAGGAGCUUUUGUAGUGAGGUAGUUGAAUCCACUUCCUUCUAGCUAUUGCUUUCCACAGACCUCUCUCCCCAACACAGUUAAGCAUGUGCACAACGCACACAAAUUUGGCUGAGGUCUAGAAAGGCCUUGUGCUAACAUGCUGAGAGUAGGGCUCUUAUACCAGACAUUUUUUUUAAACUUCCCAUUAUUGCUUGGCUAAUUGGGAAGACUUAAUUAAAAUAAGAUAAAGUGGGACCUGUGGGUGGUGUCAUGUGGACCUGGAAUGGUAUUGAAAGCCUAGAUCCACAGGUGGCACUAUUUUAGUUGUAAAGUAAAAUAGCACAAUAUCACACACAAAGAUGUGGAUUUUUUUAAUUGUUUUUAUUUUUUAUUUUUAUUUUUAUUUUUUUUUGCCAGCAAGGCAUACAUUAUUUGUACUGUGAGCCAUAAGGCCAGUUGUUUGAAGGACAUAAGAAACAACAUUUUAAUACAUACUCUGGAGUGGGAAAAGUGCUUUGUUGACUUUUUAAAAUAAAAGUUUUCCCUCCCUAUCCAAUAAAAACACACCCUUUCCUUUAAAAUAAGGUUUAAAAAUCUUUCUGCGUAAGACAGACAUUAAUGUAGUAUUUUUCUGAAGAAGUUUUAAUUAUUUAUAAAAAAAAUUACAUUCAGUAGGAGAGAGAGAAUUUUUAUGCACCCUUCUUUCAUUUUGAGGGCAAUUUUUAAUAUUGGAUACAAAAUUUCUACUCUCAUCCACUUUGUAUAUGAAAAUGCUCAUUCGAUUUGCCUAGCAAGUCCUCUGGCUAACUUUUGUGAGCUGUAUCUUGAAAAUUGAGCCCAUUAUGUUUUUUUAAAGCACCGAGAUAAAUUCAACAGCCAUUAAAAAAACAAAAACUUACAAUCCCCUUUCCUCAAAAUUAACUAUUUAUUGUGGGCUCCAUCCUGCAAGAAACUGAGCACUCUGGUCCCAGUCUAGCAAAGCACUUCCCCAUUUACCUGAGCAGUCACAUGAACGUAAAUGGAGCUGUUCUUACGUGUAAAGAUAAUCCCAUAUUUAAGGGUUUUUUUGUUUGGUUGGUUUGUUUUUUACUGGACUGAGACCAGAGCAGGGCUCAAGUCCUAUGAAACCAAACACAUUUAUUCUAUCUCCCUACACACACACACAUAUACAGAGGGUCUCUUUCUGUCUCUCUCUGCAAGACCCUCCCAACUAACUGUUUAAGUUCCUGUAAAUAAAAAGACAUCUGAAUCACAAAGAUAUUUGAUACUAAAAACUGUCAAUCUGUUUGUCUCUUCUCUAGUUCCUCUUCCAGAUAGAUCAUUCCUCUUCCCAAACAACCUGCUGUCUUUAAGACUGGGUCAUAAUGAUAUUUAUGCAACUUGGUUAAGAGUCUCCCUUCAGAAAUUGAAUAUUUCCACAACAAUACAGGUUAUAAUUAAUUAAUGGAGUUACUCAGCCCUCUGAAUGUACAAACAUUUCCACUGUAUUCAAGAGAUUGGUACUACUCCAUAAACAAAAAUCAUAUAUUGCAACAAGACCAUUUCUUAGGUCCUGUAAUACUGUUAUAUGUACACACACACAUCUGAUUACUUAUUCAUAUUAUGAGCCAAAUUCAAUCAAACUGAGCGCACUUGCACUACGGAUGAAUUUGGCCAACUGGGUAUAGUAUUCUACAUAUGUAUAUUACAUGUAAACAGAACAGAGGCAGCCUCGUUCUGCUUUCACUUACAUUGUUGUAAAUCAAAAGCAACUCCACUGAGGCAACAGAAUGAUAGUGGCGUAUGUGAGAUUUGAGUAUGCUUUAUACCUCCCCUUCCAUUACUUUAUUAAAUUGUACAUUCAUUCCUCACUAUAAGAAAUUUACUUUGCAAAAGCCAAACUCCUUGGAUCACAAGAGUGAUAUUACACGGAAAGAAUGUAUACAAAGCAUGGACAGUAUAAACACAUGCAAACACACUUAUGCACAUUGAAACAACAUUAUGAACAAAAACAUCUUAAAUUGCAGGUACGCUAUAAGAAAAAAGAUAGCAAUAUAAACUAUAUCUCUGAUUGUGCUCUCACACUGGUUAAAUGUCAUUGUCUUAAGUGAAGCUAUUCUUGGUUAGAAUCUGGCCCAUAUAUAUCAGGCAGGAAAAAAGCCAAGAAAGGCGCUGCUAUCCAUUUUUUGUGCCGAAAAGAUUUCCUCACCGAGGGUAUGUCUACCGAGCAAGUUAUUUUGGAAUAACUUAUGUUAUUCCGAAAUAACAUAGCGUGCG